Molecule: messenger RNA, 3476 nt
Organism: Spea bombifrons (plains spadefoot toad)
Lineage: Eukaryota; Metazoa; Chordata; Amphibia; Anura; Pelobatidae
Gene: ADAMTSL4
Product: ADAMTS like 4
Exons: 14
Coding region: 233-3073 (946 amino acids)
Biological process (GO): extracellular matrix organization
Cellular component (GO): extracellular matrix
Molecular function (GO): metalloendopeptidase activity
Source: RefSeq, a predicted model, not a curated record
GAAAAGACUUGGUAGCAAAAAAACAGACUUAAACCUUAGUCCCAGUCUUUUUUCUUUGAUCCAUCCCAGAGAACCUUUGCAAAAUGGCCACGCCAGUGACUUUAACCCAACAUUGGAAGAGGAAGACGAUGAAGCCCAGCCAUACAAUGAUUUUCUGAAGAAAGCAAAGGGUCAUACAUCUAACACUAGGCUCUUGGGUCCAACUGAGGAGUCCUCCUUUGGCCAACAAUACAUGCAAGAUCAGAAGACACCUUCCACGUGGACAUCAGCUAUGAAUCAUUCUGAAAAGACUAGAUCCGUUAGGGCAACGCCAGAAAGUUACAUGAUGUCUAGCAGUCGGCUCUACACAGGAAAAAAACCAGAAGCCAGAAUGAUAAACAAAGGGAAGGGAUUCGGCACGGCAAAACCUACUCAAAAGAGACUUGGAAGCCACAGAGGAGAUGCAUCUGGGAAAACAUCAGCCAGUAAUUACCAAACUGACACUGAGAUGAAAAAUCAGAAUAGACAUUACCCAGACAAAACAAUUCCUAAAGAACACGUGGCACAAUCCCAUACCAGGAGAACCAGACCGUUAGUAGAUCCUGAAGUAAUCAGUAGUCAUAUCCCAGAAGAUGAAAAGGAUCAGCAUGGUAAACAACAUCUCUCCCAGGCCGGCUCAUCUAAACUACCUAGGUCCCGUAGCCAAAGACAGAGCUUAUACAGGCAACAAACAGAUAGCAACCGAAUGUUCCAAAGUCUUUUCAAAGACAAUCCGUCCAUCCAUACACAACACAAUGCGGAUCCCUGGUCGCCUCUUGGAAGUAAUCCGGCUGCGCCGUAUGAAAGGGAACAGGAGAUAAGACCAGGCUUACAUCACAGCUCUGAUCUUCCUCAGUUCAAUUUAUAUCAUCCAGGGAGUGAGGAAUUCCACUGUGAAGGAGAGCAGAAGCAGUACAAAGCAUGUGGGCAAGAGCCAUGCCCAGCCGGCCAGCCUGAUGCCAGAUCCGUGCAAUGCGCAACCUUCAACAACCAGGAGUUUAUGGGUCGGCUCUACCAAUGGGAGGCAUUCACCGAAGUUAGCGGUGACCAGAGAUGUGCAUUGAACUGCCGGCCCAUCGGCUAUCGGUUUUACGUACGUCAUACGGAGAAGGUCCAAGACGGAACCCCAUGUGAACUUGGAUCUAGUGACAUCUGCGUUGGCGGCCAGUGCUUGAGCCCGGGUUGCGAUGGGAUCCUGGGGUCUAACAGCACCCUGGACACUUGCGGGGUUUGUGGUGGUGAUAGCUCAACCUGCAAGUUCAUCACAGGGACCUUCAAAGAGACCAACGUCCCUAUUGGCUACCAUAAAAUCCUAGAGAUUCCCAAAGGAGCGACACAGAUCAGUAUCCGGGAGCUAACGUGGAGCCCCAAUUACCUGGCUUUGAGGAGCAGAACAGGGAAAUCUAUCAUCAACGGUAACUGGGCCAUAGAUCCACCAGGAAGAUACGAGGCUGGGGGUACGGCUUUCACCUACACCCAGCCUGGACGGGAAGAACAGGAAGGGGAAAGCUUCCUCGCUGCAGGACCUACCACAGAAGCAUUGGAUGUAUAUAUGAUAUUUCAACAGGACAACCCUGGAGUCUCCUUUCAAUUUUUCAUUUCCAACCCACCCAGCCUGGAUAAUGCUGCCGCUGCCCCCAACCCACCAAAGCAGGAAUAUGGGUCUUUAAGGUCAGUCCCUGCCAGCGAUGCUCUUCCGGUCCCAAGCUCCAGAAUUCAUCCGGUAGAAGACAGACUUCCAGUAUCUCCACCUCAAGCAAGGCCACCACCGCCGCCAAGACCGGCCGGUACCCUACAACGUAACAUUCGGAUCCCCCCGUUACCUCCACCCCCAGUUCAUUACUGGCCAGAACAGCCACAGUUCUUCUGGAAAAGAGUGGGGAACACACCAUGCUCUGUUACCUGUGGGAAAGGCUCUUGGUACCCCAUCUUCCAGUGCGUCUCCAGGAGCACCCUAGAAGAGGUCGGGGAGGAAGAGUGUGAUACUUCCAGCAAGCCGUUCCCCCAAGAGGAGGCUUGCAAUACCCAGCCGUGCCCUGCCUUCUGGGAUGUGGGUAACUGGUCAGUCUGCAGCCGGACGUGCGGCAGCGGUAUACAGCAUCGACAGGUCCUUUGCCGGCAGAUGUACGCCAACAGAACCACCAUGGUUCACCCCCAGAGAUGCAGCCAUCUGGCGAAACCCAACGUCACCCAGACUUGCCAGCUACGCAUCUGCAGCCACUGGGAGGUUCAGAGCAACUGGACUGCGUGUUCGGUCAUGUGCGGCAUCGGUCAGAAAACCCGGCACGUGAGAUGCAUCAGUAACCAAGGAGAUAUCGUGAGCGAGGGAGAAUGCAGUAACCGCUUGCGUCCUAGGACCAACGAGGUCUGUGACAUGGGUCCAUGUGUCCGCAGCUGGUUCCACAAUGACUGGAGCUCCUCGUGUUCUGCGGAGUGCGGGCCGGGAAUCCAGCGCCGCAGUGUCCUCUGCCUCUCCAGUUCCGCCACCGAUGAGUCGCGAGAGGUCUGUACGGGAACCAAACCUUCCGACAUGCGCGUAUGUAACAGCGGACCCUGCAAGCGAAUCGUGCAUUGGUAUACCGGACCCUGGUCACAGUGUUCUGCGGAUUGCGACGAGGGGUCCCAGAGACGUGAUGUGAUUUGUGUGAGUAAGCAGGGAGCAGAAUUCAACAUCACAGACCCGUCCGAGUGUUCCCACCUGGAAAAGCCACCCUCCCUCCAGUCCUGCAACGGCGGACCAUGCGGCUCCCGAUGGUUCACCACGCCUUGGAGCACGUGUUCCCAGUCAUGUCUCGGAGGCUUUCAGACAAGAGAGGUUCGGUGUCUGGCAGCCGACAACAGCUACAGUCACCUCUGUGACCUGGAUACCAAGCCAGACGAUAAGAGAGUGUGUAACACGCAUCCCUGCUCCGCCGAACUAGAUGAGAACUGCCGGGAUCGGUAUCACAACUGCGCGGUGGUGGUACAGGCUCGGCUCUGCGUCUACGCCUAUUACAAGCAGGCCUGCUGCUCCUCGUGCUCCCACUCCCUGCAGCGGACGGCAGACAGCCGAUAGGAAUCCUACAGCCCCCUCACCAGAUGUGUAUAUUUUAUAUACUCAGAUGAUACAGUAUUUAUUUCACCUCUCUGGUGCCAUCGCGGCACGCGGUCUCUUUUAUUUGCAAACACAAUAUCCUCGUGAGCCCUGCCAGUCGCGGAGAGGCGUUAGAAAGACUCAAAUGUAUAUUUGCUUUUAAAGUGGGCCUGGCAGGUCACAGCUCGGGGUAAAAACAGGUGAAUGUUGCCCCGAAUCUUCUACGGUGCUAAAUAACAGAACAUAUUUAACCCUUCAUGUUUCACUGUGAUGUACGCAACAGAUCGUGACAUAUAUAGUCAAGUAAGCCUUGCGUGAAAUAAGGUAUUAUGUUAUAGGAAACGCAUAUUAAAUACAUUGCCAGAAAUAUUCUGCUAGGGGUGAA